AUGCUCAGCAUUGGGGAACUUUUAACAAACACACUUUCGGGCGAUCAGAAAACUCGUGAAGAUGCCCAAAGACAACUUGAACAAGCAGAAACGACCAACUUUGUAAUUAUUGCUCGUUUUCAUCCCAUGUAUGUUGCGAUGCUCUGUCAAGAGCUUGCAAAUGAACAGUCGUCACAAUAUACUCGAAACGCGGCUGGUAUAGCUUUGAAAAAUACUCUGUCCUCGUCGGAGGCGUCCAGAAGAAAUGAAAUGAUACAAAGAUGGUUGUCGGUGGACGAGGCAACGAGACAACAAAUUAAACAAGCGGUACUAUCUACGUUGGCAUCUUCAGACACAAGAGCUGCUACCACAGCUGCACAGGUUAUUGCUGCGAUUGGAGCUAUCGAACUUCCUAUGGAAAAUCAAUGGCCUGAUUUAAUGAAAAAUUUGUUGGAAAAUGUUACCACAACUAAUAACAGUACCCUCAAGAUAGCUACUCUAACCGCGAUUGGUUAUAUUUGUGAAUUGAUCGAUCCUAUUAUUUUGGCACCGCAAGCUGGGGCAAUUCUUACUGCAGUUGUAUCAGGUGCCAAAAAAGAGGAACCCAAUCAAGAUGUUCGUAAAGCUGCAGUUGAUGCUCUUUACAACUCGCUCGAGUUUAUUCGGGAUAAUUUUGAACGCGAGGGCGAACGUAAUUACAUUAUGCAAAUUGUAUGUGAAGCCACACAAAGCUCUGAUGUAAAUGUGCAAGUUGCUGCCUUUGAAUGUUUGGUUAGAAUAAUGCAGAUUUAUUAUGAUAAGAUGAGAUUUUAUAUGGAAAAGGCUUUAUUUGGUUUGACCGUCCUUGGAAUGAAAAGUGAAGAUGAAAGAGUUGCUUUGCAAGCCGUCGAAUUCUGGUCAACAGUAUGUGACGAGGAAAUCGAAUUAGCUAAUGAAGCUAUAGAGGCCUCGGAUGCAGGAGAGACCCCAGAUCGCUUAAGUCACAACUUUGCAAAAGCUGCUUUACCUGAAAUAUUACCCGUCUUGCUUUGGCUUCUCACCAAACAAGAAGAAGAAGCUGAUGAAGACGAUUGGAAUGUUGCAAUGGCCGCUGGAACUUGUUUAUCGCUUUUGGCUCAAUGCGUUGAGGAUGCCAUAGUUACGCCCGUGAUUCCGUUCGUAGAAAGUCAUAUUCGUAGUGCUGAUUGGCGUUUUCGGGAAGCAGCUAUUAUGGCCUUUGGAUCUAUUUUAGAAGGCCCCGAGCACAAACUGUUAGCUAAUUUGGUGAACCAAGCUUUACCAGUCCUGAUUGACAUGAUGAAGGACGACUCAGCUCAGGUUAAAGAUACAACUGCUUGGACACUCGGGCGUGUUUCAGAAUUGUUGAUUGAAUGUAUUAAGCCUGAUGAACAUCUUCAAAGCCUUAUUUCCGCACUUGUCUUGGGAUUAAGAGAUUCACCAAGAAUUGUCUCAAAUUGUUGCUGGGCACUGAUGAGCUUGUCUGAUCAGUUUGGUAGCAGAGAAUCUUCUUUACCGACCUAUGCUUUAUCUCCUUUUUAUGAGGGCAUUAUUUCGGCUCUGAUGGAAACCACAGAGAGGUCAACCAAUGAAUCUAACUCGCGAACAUCGGCUUAUGAAUGCAUCUCCACUCUGGUGCAAGGGGCCGCAUUGCUGACGGUCACUAUACUUGAUAGAUUGGAUGCCACUAUUCAAGCAACAACUCAAAUUGUAGGCAGUGACGAACGUCAUGCUCAUUCAGAACUUCAAUCAAAUCUCUGUAGUGUCUUAACGAGUAUAAUCCGCAAAUUGAAACAAGAAGUGGUGCCAUUCGCUGAUAGAAUUAUGACUACAUUAUUAUCAUUGUUUACUUCAUCAACAAAACAUUCUACAACAUUAGAAGACGGAUUUUUAGCUGUAGGUGCCAUCACUACAGCUGUGGAAGCUGACUUCGUCAGAUAUCUUGACGCUUUCGCACCAUUCCUUUAUGCUGCACUUUCGAACCAUGAGGAAUAUGCUCUUUGCUCGAUUGCCGUUGGACUUAUUGGUGAUAUCUGUCGUGCCCUCCAAGAGACUUCAUUGCCAUAUUGUGAUACAUUUAUGAACAUUCCUAUAUUGAACAGGAACACCAAACCCGCAGUCUUGUCUUGUUUUGGCGAUAUUGCCCUCGCUAUUGGAGGAAAGUUCGAAGUGUAUUUGGAAGUGGUGAUGAUGGUCCUUGCCCAAGCUAGUACAAUGCGUACAGCUAAGGAUGCUAAUUAUGACAUGAUCGACUAUGUGAUGGCGUUGCGUGAAGGAAUACUUGAAGCAUAUGUUGGUAUCGUACAAGGGUUAAAGUCGGGUGAAAAAGCUGAAUUACUCUUACGUUACAUCGAACAAAUCUUUAAUUUCUUGGCGAUGACUUGGAAUGAUAUUGAUAGAUCAGAGAUUAUUGUCCGUAGCAUGAUUGGUUUAAUCGGUGAUCUAGCUGAAGCUUUCCAAAGCGGCCAAAUCAAACAAUGGUUCGUGGCCGAUUUUGUUAAUGCUGCAUUAAAGGAAGGUCGAACUAAUCGCAAUUUGCCUAAUGGUACAAAAGAAGUUACUCGAUGGGCUAAGGAGGUUGAAUUGUUUUAUUUUCGUUUGAAAAAAGUAGAAUAUUUUCAAAGAGAGAAAUUAAAAAUUCGAGAUAAUGUGGAUAUGACGAUUAAAGAGGAUCGAGAAUUUAUCAUUGAGGAUAUAUCGAAUGGUUUAGAAAGAUGUCCCAUUUCAUUAAUUUAUGAUGAUAUUAAAGAAUUCGAAGAAUUACAAAAUGCAUUUCACAAAUAUGUGGUUCAUUGUGUAACUUCAUGUACGAUUCCAUAUUAUGAUGGGUGCGACUGUAAAGACAACUGCGAAUCUGAAGAUUGUGGUUGUAAAUCGGCUCAUGGAUUCUUUUAUACGUCAAACGGAUUGAAUCCAACUUUCCUUCAACCUGAAUCUACAUCCACAAAUAUUUCCUUGUACGAAUGUAACGCUAAUUGCACAUGCACUCCUGAUAAAUGUACCAAUCGAUUGGUGCAACGCGGAGUAUCGUUUCCCCUACAAAUUUUCAAAUGUGAUUCUGGAUGCGGAUGGGGUGUAAAAUCUCAUAUAAAUAGAAUUCGUAAAGGUGAUUUCGUUUGUGAAUAUGCUGGUGAAGUCAUUAAAACUGAUGAAGCAAAACGUAGAUGGAUCAUUUCCAAGGAAAAGAAUGAAGACAAUUAUAUACUUUGUUUAAGAGAGCAUAUGCAAGAUCGAAUUCUAAGAACCAAUAUAGAUCCAAUUCAUAUAGCUGCUCUAUUUGCAAGGAGGGAUAUUGAAAUGGGUGAAGAAUUAUCUUUUGAUUAUUCUGGUGGUAUAAAUGAUAAUACUAUUGAAGAAAGCAAUAUUAGUGUAAAAAGAAAGAAAUGUUUAUGUGGUAGUCAAUUUUGUAAAGAGUAUCUUCCAUUUGAUCAAUCUUUAUAA
Molecule: messenger RNA, 3417 nt
Organism: Funneliformis geosporum
Lineage: Eukaryota; Fungi; Glomeromycota; Glomeromycetes; Glomerales; Glomeraceae
Source: the annotation of a GenBank genome assembly